UGCAGCUUGGGAGCAACAGGCAGCAAGCAUGACCUUACAGAGAUGGUUGCUGGCUCUCUGCCUUUCCGUAGUUUCAUUGGUUUUGGGGACCAGUGGCUCUGUGACACGUGAAACUCAGAAAUACAUUUGCAGGACAUACAGCAGUGGAGUCGUCAAACCUUUCCAAGGUUCAGGAUUCUAUGUGCAUUCCAAUUGUCCCUUCACCCUGACUCGGUUCACCCAGAAUCGAGUUGAAUGUGACAUCUCUAUACGUCGAGGGAACGACGGCCUGGUGGUGCAAGUCGAGAUCAUCAUCAACAAAGUCACGACUAUUCUGCAGAAUGGAAGCAUCCUGGUUGAGAACAAAAGUGUCUCCCUUCCAUACGAUCAGACCUACCAGCAUAUUUUUCGGUACGGCAUCUACACUAAACUGAGGAGCUCAUUGCUGCCUCUUUCCAUAACCUGGCGCAGCGUACCUGGAGGAAUAGACACUCUUUGGGUUGAGCUGGAGCAAGAGCUGAGCACCGACAUGAGUGGACUGUGUGGAAAAUACAAUGUAACUGGUGAUGAGCAGGAGUUGAUCAGAGAGAGCGUGCUCCCUGACGACACGUGUCAAACCAAAGAUUCGAUCCCAGCUCCUAAUUCAGUAUGCAAUGAAAUAUUUUCCAACAUCAAAGACUCCCUGCAAUCAAGAUGGCCUCGUUACCUUCAGCUCUGCUACAAGAGCCUUUACAGCUAUGAAAAAAAUGAACACGUCCGUUGUUCUUUCUUCAAAGAGAUUGCUUCACUUUGUGGGAAAACAAAUGAUUUUUGGAGCAAAUGGACAACCGUAACCAAAUGUGCUAAGCCAACUUGCCCUGGAGACUUGGUUUAUAACGAAGAAGGUACUGCCUUUCUACCCAGCUGCUCCAACCCUAAAUCCCAACUGACCAGCCAGGAUAUCACCGGCUCCUGUGUCUGCCCAGAGGGCAAGGUACUUAACAAUCACUUGGAUGGCUACCGCUGUGUGAGUCUGUCCCAAUGCCCCUGUGUAUUUGCUGGGAAAACCUAUUCAACCGGAGAAACACGUAGCACCAAAUGUCAGUCAUGCUUGUGUGAAGGUGGACGGUGGCGUUGCUCUGAGAACUUCUGUCCAUCAAAAUGUUUAAUUGAAGGCCAGUUUGUGACAACAUUUGAUGGCAAGCAAUAUGUUGUGCCUGGUAAAUGUACAUACUUAGCAUUUCAGGGUUUCAACUGGACAGUAGUUAUUCAGUUUUCUGAAAAGGAUGCAUCAUUGAAAAACAUUGUUCUCCAGGGUUAUCAGGAAAAGUAUACAUUCAAAGACGGUGUGGUUACAUUUGGAGACCAAGAAAUUACAGAAUCUCAGAAGACUGAUUAUGCAGAGGUGUUUUGGCAGUCCUCCAUGUAUGUACUAGUCGUAACAUUGUCAGAUAUUAAGAUCCAAGUCCAGAUGUCACCUGAAAUCCAGCUCUACAUCGCUGCUCCUACAAAACACAAAGACAUCAUUUCAGGUCUUUGUGGCAACGACAACAGUGACAGCACAGAUGACUUCACCAGCAGCGGUGGGAUCAUUGAGAAUUCGGCUCAGCCUUUUGCUCUGUCCUGGAGUCUGGGCGCUUGUGCAGUGAACAUACCCAGCACCUGCAUCAACACUCACAAUGAAAUAUUUGCUGACGAAAAGUGCUCUGUGCUGACUGACCCAACUGGAAUAUUUGCUAAGUGCCAUCGCCACUUACCACCUGAUCAGUACCACACAGCCUGUAUUCAAAGAACCUGUAAUUGUGGCAGCAAUGUGCAGAGGUGCUUGUGCAUUGCUUUAGCCAGCUACGCAAAAGCUUGUGCAAGUCUGGGGUUUUUUGUUGGUAACUGGAGGAAGACUACCAAAUGCACUCUGACAUGUCCAAAGAACCAAGAAUUCUCCUACAACUUACGUGCUUGCAACAGUACAUGCCGCUCCCUGUCUGGCCGUGGUUUUUGCUGUAAAGUGGAUGAUUUUCCCGUGGAGGGAUGUGGCUGCCCCAAAGGAACAUAUCUGAAUCAAGAAAACACCUGCACCCCAAAGUCAGAGUGUGUAUGCCACCACACGGGUGGUAUAACACCUCCAGGUCCAGUUGCUAUAGAUGGGCGACAGUGCCUCUGUAAAAAUGGAAAACUGAAAUGUUCUAAGGAUUGUGGCUGCAAGAAAGGCAAAGUUUGUGUGCACUGCUCAGAAAACCCGAUUAAGACAGCUCAGAAAACUUGUGGCAGCCUCAGCAAACCACUUUUUGCCAAAAAGGAUUGUGAGAGUGGCUGUUACUGCCCACGUAAUCAGUAUGAAGAUCACUAUGGAAACUGUGUAUCAAGGAACAACUGCACCUGUGUGUACAGUGGUAAAGUCUUCAGGGCAGGAGAGACUGUAAAAUCCAACUGUAAAAAAUGUGUCUGUGGUCAGGGUCAGUGGCGCUGCAAAAAUGAACCGUGUCCCGGGACAUGUCAAGUCUAUGGAAAUGGACAUUAUCAGACCUUUGACUCUAAAUGGUAUCGCUUCAGUGGACACUGUCAGUACACACUUGUAGAGGAUUACUGUGGAAAUAGAAAGGGCACAUUUUCUGUCAGAGUGGAGAGUGUACCCUGCUGUGAAGAGGUGCUGACCUGCUCUCGCGUCAUUGUCCUGGACUUGCAGGGCAAAGUAACCCUGACUCUGAGUGACAUGAAGGUGACUAAACGUCUGCAGCAAGGCUGGACUCUGCAGGAAGAUUCACUUUACAGUAUCGACACUGUGGGACUCUAUAUCAUAGUGUCAGUGCCGAGCAGCGGGAUCACUCUCAUCUGGGACAAACACACACGGCUCACCAUAAAGCUGCAUGAAAACUGGAGGAAUAAAGUGUGUGGACUUUGUGGGAAUUUUGACUCCAAUGAGAUGAACGACCUACAGAUAAGAGGCUCAACAGUGGGAUCCAGUCCGAUGGCCUUUGGAAACAGCUGGAAGGCAGCCACUCCUCCUUGUUCUGAUGUAACUGCUGAUAUAUUUCCAUGUGAUCGCAACUCCUACUGCUCAGCCUGGGCCCAGCGGCGCUGUAUGAUUAUUAAAGGAGACACUUUCAAAGACUGUCAUCUGAAAGUGGACCCAAAUCCUUACUAUCAGGCUUGCUUACUUGAGUCCUGCUCCUGUGAGUUUGAAGGGAAGUUCCUGGGCUACUGCACAGCUGUGGCAGCUUAUGCAGAGGCCUGCAGUGGCCAGGAUGUCUGCGUAAAGUGGAGAACACCUGACCUGUGUCCCAUUUACUGUGAUUACUACAACAAACCAGGCCAAAGUAUUUGGCACUAUGACGCCUGUGGUAAGAUGAGAACCUGUGGCAAAGGAAUCCUUAGACACAAGCUUGAAGGUUGUUACCCGAGAUGUCCAAAGGAGAGACCAUACUAUGAUGAGAAUGUAGGUGGAUGCACCACAAUUAUGGGCUGCUCUUGUUAUUUCAAUAACACUGUUGUUCAACCAGGAGAAGUGGUGUUGAUAAACUCUUUUCAGUGCUCCUGUAAAAAUGGGACAUUCAGUUGUGGACCUCCUCCGCCUCUAACAACGACAGAACCUGCUACAACAACUCUCAAACCAACAUCUUCAUCUACAAAAAUUACGACACCUGGUAACUGUGAGCUGUAUGGAGAAAACCACUACAUCUCUUUUCAAGGAGUAACAUUUGAUUUCCUGGAUGAAUGCUCUUACAUCCUGGCUGAAGAGCAGUCACUACGGCAUAAUCUCACUAUUGCUGUGGACAACUACUGUCUGCCAGGCACCAAUGGCUCCUGUGCUAGAACUAUCAUCCUGAGAUAUCAGAACAAUAUAGCCACACUGCGUAUCAUACCCCAAUUGUUUGCAGUACAGGCUACUAUGAACAAUGUGAUCAUACAGCCACCAUAUGAGAAGCAUGGGUUGAGGUUUGAGGCCAGGGGCUACAAAGUGCUCAUCCAUCUCCCAGGACUACGCUCCUUUGUCUCCCUCACUCCGUAUUACACACUGGUGGUGAACCUGGCCAUGGAGCAUUUUGUCAACAACACCCAAGGACUUUGCGGUGUAUGUGGUGGAGCAUCAUGUAUCCGUAAAGGACAGCAGAUGGAGAAUGACAGUUGCUGUGAUAAAACCGCCUAUGACUGGGUGUAUGACGAUCCUCUGAAGCCAGCCUGUAUUUCUCAACCAAAGGACAUCCCCUGUUAUUCUGUGCCAACUCCUGCACCCACUAAUACACCACUUCCUACUACCACCUGCCCUCCAAGCCCAUUAUGUAAUCUGCUACUCCACCCAGUGUUUGAAAAUUGCAGCAAGUAUGUGAAUCUAAGCCUUCAGAAGAAGAACUGCGAACUUGACUGUUGCCUGAAUUCAAACGGUUCUUGCAAUAUCUUAGCGCAAGCUGCAGAAGAAUGUAAAAAUGCAGGUUUCUGUAUUCCCUGGAGAGGACUGACUAAUGGAGCCUGUGAUAUGUCGUGUCCGUCUGGGCUGGUCUAUAGAGAAUGUCAGAAAAACAAGGAUGACUUCUGUCAUGGAGGAGUCCGUUAUCCCGGAGCUUCCCUUGAAAAGAGCAUUGCAGGUUGUUUCUGUCCCAACAACCUGUCUAGAGGUGGACCUCACUCAGAUUUCUGUGUGUCUGAUUGUGCCUAUUGCAAAGGACCAAGCGGAGAACCCAAAUUUCCUGGUGAGGUGUGGGUGUCCAAUUGCAACCUUUGUUCAUGCAACAACCAGACUCGGACGGAGCAGUGUUAUCCAAAACCUCCUAAGCCAGUUCCUCUGUAUGUUGUGUUUAAAUUGGGAGACAGCUGGAAAGAUGCUGCCCGUCCCUGCAUGACAUUUAGCUGCAACAAAGAUGGCAUUCAGACUGAGUCCAAAGUCUGCCCCAACCAAAGCUGCCCUGAGGAGGACAGAAUUUGGGAUGACCAGCACUGCUGUUAUACAUGUACUCAGAAAUGCGCUGCUAGGAUGUCCAGCAUUAACAUCACCAUUGACAACUGUACCACUGUCAUACAGAUGCCUGUGUGUCAGGGUCAGUGUGCAUCUCAGCCAAGGGUGGUGUUACAAGGCACCCUGCUAAUGCAGGAGAGUGUAUGCUGUCUGGAGCAGAGCUCAGAGAAUAGACCAGUGACUCUGCAGUGCCAUGACCAAUCUACCAGGCAGUACACCUACAGGCAUAUCACCAGCUGUGGGUGUAGGCCUGAAAAGUGCAUCAAACAAAAUAGCUGAGAAUCAAUCAGUUUACAUUUUAUCCAUUAGAUUUUCAAAUUAAAAUCUGUUGUCUGGAUUAAUAAUCAAGUUAAUUUUGUUCUUCAUGUAAUGCUGAAUCUACUUUCUCUCAAAUAAAGCAAAUAGUUUACUGAUCAGAAAAA
This is a messenger RNA of Neolamprologus brichardi, 5328 nucleotides long. NCBI's taxonomy places the organism in Eukaryota, Metazoa, Chordata, Actinopteri, Cichliformes, Cichlidae. The record is from RefSeq and is a predicted model, not a curated record.